This is a messenger RNA of Verticillium dahliae VdLs.17, 2305 nucleotides long. RefSeq names its product cutinase G-box binding protein. Gene Ontology annotation, molecular function: DNA-binding transcription factor activity, RNA polymerase II-specific; RNA polymerase II cis-regulatory region sequence-specific DNA binding. Bases 572 to 2305 code for a protein of 577 amino acids. NCBI's taxonomy places the organism in Eukaryota, Fungi, Ascomycota, Sordariomycetes, Glomerellales, Plectosphaerellaceae. The transcript has 3 exons. Gene Ontology annotation, biological process: regulation of transcription by RNA polymerase II. The record is from RefSeq and is a predicted model, not a curated record.
AUCCCCCGUCACCACCCACGCUCGCUCACUCUGCCUUUGGUUUGAUUCCUGGCAAUCCAUGAUCGACAGUCUUGUCUCUCGACCCUGAUGUGCCUGUGCGAUCCCUUUUCUUCUUCAUGACCGCUCGGUUCCUCCUUCUUUUGUGACUCGAACACAUCAUUCUUUGGGACUCUUCAUAUAUCGAACAGCCCCGUCCAUCCUUUCAACGCACACGCAAGUAACCGCUCCCGCCGCACCAGUCCUCGGUAUAAUCAAGAACCAACCACACGAGACUAUUCGGACGAGUUUCAUGUACUACAAUCCCAUCACGAUAUUUCGAGUCGUCUAGACAGUGUCCUUGUCUCGUCAAGCCACCGUCGUCCAAUCCUUAUCACUAGGAACCGAACAAACACCAUCUUUAGACAAACCACCAAACCCCAAGCAACCACGACACCAGACAGUUCCACGCUCAGGAACGUGUAAAGUAGCAAUACUAUUUAUACUCGCAUAAUCGACCCGAUAAAGAUCACGCAUAACGACUGCUUCACUCGCAAGAUAACUCAUCGACUGCUUUCAGACGUCAAGGACCGAAAUGGACCCCAACAUGAUGACAGCACAGAUGGGCCACUCGCCCUUCUUCUUUUACACACCCGAGGCUAGGACCGACAACAGGCAUCACGGGCACUUUUCUCAGCAGCACCCCCAGCAGCACAUGGCCAUGGCCCAGCUCCCUGUGUACCCCAUGGUGCCGACACUACCUUCGACCCCCAUGUACUCUCGCCCAAACUCUUCGUGCUCCCAAGUGCCGGCGCCGCCACCUACCCUCUACAGCAACGGCCCCGGCGUCAUGACGCCCGUGGCAUCUCCGCAGCCUUGUCACCAGAAGCCGACCAUCCUGCUGGAGACGGACGGUAUGGACGACAACCUGUAUUUCCCCUCGACACCGCCUCUGUCUAGUGCCGGUAGCAGCGUCAGUUCGCCCCACACGUGCGACAUGCUGCAGACGCCCAUGAACCCCAUGUUCUCUGGACUGGACGGUCUCGAGGACCCCAAGGAGAUGCUUGAGCCUGUGGAGAGCGUAGCUCUGGACUGGUCCAGCUGCGGCUCUCCUCCGAUGACACCUGUGUACCUUGGUCAAGCUCAGGCCGUGUCGCAAUCUCGCCCGCUCAAGGUCAGCUCGCCCAACUUUGCCCCAGCUUCAACGCAAAACACCACCAACUCGGUUGCAAGCGACCUUCUGUCGUGCCCCUCUCUGUCGCCAUCGCCCUCGCCUUAUGCCAGGUCCGUCACCUCUGGACAGGAAGUUGACUUCUGCGACCCUCGCAACCUGACCGUCGGCACUGCCGCCCUGACUGCGGCGGCCUCCAACCCCACGCUGGCAGCCGAGUUUCCUGCCUUCCCUACGUCGUCCACUGCUAUUGUCCCCCCCGUCGCUGCGCCCAACUUUGACUUCAACUCUGCCACUCCCCACGGCCUUCCUUCCUUUGAAGACCUCUCCGAGUUGGAGUCGGACGACGACUUUGUCAACGACUUGGUGAACCUUGCCGGCACUGACGUUGCCUCCUCGCGGCCCCGUGCCUGCACAGGCUCCAGUGUCGUGACUCUCGGUCACGCUAGCUUCAUCGGCGACGACGAUUUCAGCUUUGACGACGACGCCUCUUUCAUCACUGGUGCCACCAGCCCAGUGAGCUGCCACUCUGACGCCGAUUCUCACCAGGAUAAGCGCCGCCGGGUUUCCGAGGAGGACUCCAUCCCUACCAUGAACGUUUCCGCCGACUCUGCCACGCAAGCCUCGAUUCAAUCCCAGCCCGCUGCUGAGCCUACGCAGAGCACAGGCACUUCUGAGCGGAGGGAGUCUUCCAACUCGGAUGGUGAUGCCUCCCCAUCCGCCACCACGCCCCUGCCUGCUCCCACGAACCGACGCGGCCGCAAGCAGUCUUUGACCGAGGACCCCUCCAAGACGUUUGUCUGUGAGCUGUGCAACCGUCGGUUCCGCCGCCAGGAGCACCUGAAGCGUCACUACCGUUCUCUGCACACCGGUGACAAGCCUUUUGAAUGCCAAGACUGCGGCAAGAAGUUUUCCCGGAGUGACAACCUUGCCCAGCACGCCAGAACCCAUGGCAGCGGCGCCAUCGUCAUGGAUCUCAUCGAUGACGGCGGUGUUCACUCGUUCGACAACAUGAUGAUUCCCCAAGCAGAGGACUAUCACCAUCUCGGAAAGGUCCUCUUCCAGGUGGCCGCUGAGGUGCCCGGCAGUGCUAGCGAGUUCUCGUCAUCGGACGGCGAAAGCGACCAAGGCAAGAAGAAGCGCAAGCGAGCUGAGUAA